This is a messenger RNA of Toxorhynchites rutilus septentrionalis, 548 nucleotides long. Its product is annotated as protein Asterix. Gene Ontology annotation, molecular function: protein folding chaperone. Gene Ontology annotation, biological process: protein insertion into ER membrane. The transcript is spliced from 3 exons. The record is from RefSeq and is a predicted model, not a curated record. NCBI's taxonomy places the organism in Eukaryota, Metazoa, Arthropoda, Insecta, Diptera, Culicidae. The coding region runs from base 156 to 488 and encodes 110 amino acids. Gene Ontology annotation, cellular component: endoplasmic reticulum membrane.
CUGUCAAACUUGAUAAUCAGCUGACAACUAAAUUUGUCAUCAGUCUGAAUUAAGGAACGAGUAAUAAUAAAUUAAUUCAACUCAGAUCCAAUUUAAUAUUGUCACUGCGGUAGGCUUCCGAUUAUUAGGAAAUAGCAGCAUUAUAGUACAGAAGAAUGACGGUCACAGUGGAUCCACGUCGUCCGGAUAAGGUGAAUCGUUACAAACCGAUCGAUUCGGCCAAUCAAGGUGCCGGCGUGGGAGAUGAUCUCAUGCCAGACUACAUGAAUAUCCUAGGUAUGAUAUUCUCUAUGUGCGGUCUUAUGAUGAAACUCAAAUGGUGCGCCUGGCUUGCGCUGUACUGUUCUUGCAUUAGUUUUGCUAAUUCACGUGUUAGCGACGAUGCCAAGCAGGUCCUUUCGUCGUUCAUGCUGAGCGUCAGUGCUGUUGUUAUGUCAUACCUCCAGAAUCCUACGCCGAUGACUCCGCCAUGGCAGUCAGCGCUUUGAAAACGUAGCUAGGGAGGCACUAUUUUCUUCUUUGCUGUAAUAUAAGAUCCAUUAAACUUA